Messenger RNA from Thalassophryne amazonica, 5375 nucleotides. RefSeq names its product plexin C1 (gene plxnc1). NCBI's taxonomy places the organism in Eukaryota, Metazoa, Chordata, Actinopteri, Batrachoidiformes, Batrachoididae. The record is from RefSeq and is a predicted model, not a curated record. Gene Ontology annotation, cellular component: semaphorin receptor complex. The transcript is spliced from 31 exons. Gene Ontology annotation, molecular function: protein binding; semaphorin receptor activity. The coding region runs from base 36 to 4586 and encodes 1516 amino acids. Gene Ontology annotation, biological process: regulation of cell shape; semaphorin-plexin signaling pathway involved in axon guidance; positive regulation of axonogenesis.
CCGCGCACUUUCAGAGUGUCUCACAGUGUCUCAAGAUGAUGCUUCUGCUCGUCUUAAUUUUAACCAUACGGGCAGAACCGGGCCGGUGCCAGCAGGACGGGGACGACCCGGUUUUCACUUUUGACGAAGAAAUCCACAACUUCGCCACGGACGCCGGCGCGGUUUACGUCGCCACGGAGAAGAAGCUGUACCAACUGAGGUCCGACCUGUCUCCGGUUCGGAAUCUGGACCAGAAAGGAAUCUUGAAGAACGUGGGCGAUCCGGGGGGCGCGCAGUUUUUCAGGAUUUUGGAGACGGAGGAUUCGAACGCAACCUUCGCUGUCAACAUUCUGGUGCCUUUUCCUGAUAACAGAACUUUGGUCACUUGUGGCGUGACGUCCGCCGACUGCGGCGUGACCGACAAUGAGUGCGGAUACUGCGAGGUUCUGGACCUGGAAGACAUUACGGAGGUUGUGUACAGCGAGAACGUGCUGGUGGGACCCUCCAAGAAAAUCCAAGCAUCCGUCGGCUUCCUGGUGACCGUGACGCAGCAGUCGGGUUUCCAGAUGUACAUUCUGGCGACUAAACAGAGCGACAAACCGGACAGCGAAGUGGUGAACCUCGCCAACACCAACGACGGCCAAGACGGGAAGAUCUUCUCCCAGGUGGUUUCAAACGGUAUUCCAGCCAUCAGAAGCGCGUGCCAGGUGGAGUUUGUGGACGGAUUUCAGCUCGGAGACAUCAUAUACCUGUUCGCCAACGUUCCUACUGCGCCCACAAGUAACAAGGUUCGAAUCCUGUGGCUCGAAAGCAAAAAGAAUAAAGCCGCCGUCUUCGGGUCGCUGCGCGGUGCGUCUCUGGAGUUCCCUGGAUCCGGAUCCGGCAGCAGACUCCUGGCCUCCUCUUUGGUAUCAGUUGGGAUGAAAAAUCUGUGGAGCGGCGUGUUCAGCGUGGAUGGAGGAGACACGAACACGCAGCUGGUUCUGUUCGACAUCAGCAGCAACCUCCCGAAGGAUGCUGAUUCAGAUUUUUGUGGGAAAAAAGGCCAACCGUUCAAAUCUCUGCAGCCGGAGAUUGUGCUCUUCAAACAGAUCUUCAUGACGAGUGUGCUGGCAGUGACACACAACAGCUGGAUGGUUUUCUUCAUCGGGACCAGAGAUGGACAGCUCAUCAAGCUUGUUGUGGACCAGAAGUAUCGCACCGCCUGUCCCAAAGUGCUCGACAGGGCCAGUCAUGAUCGAAAGACAUUUCCCAAAAUGCAUCUGGAUAAAACGGAUUCGAAACACUUCUACGUGGCAUUUGGAAAACAGAUAAAGCGUGUUCCUGUGUCAAGAUGCCACACAUACUCAACCCUACAGGAUUGUUGGGCUGCACAGGAUCCUUACUGCGUCUGGUGCAGCACUGCACAACGUUGCAUGAUUGACAGUGACUGCCUUGAUUCCAUGUGGCUGUCGAUACCUGAUGAUUUUUCACAAAAGAAAAUGGUCUCACAUAAAGUUGAAAAAAACAGCAGUGGACAGAUCAUGUUACACAUUCAAACACACCUGACAGCGGGCCAAGAUGCAAAGUCAAACUUCGCUUGUGAAUUCUCUCGAAAUUCCAUAUUGAGGUACAGCAUGGAGAGUCCUCCACCAAAGUUCCCACAAUGCACCCGCAUCCUCUCUACAAGCACAGUUCCUCAUGAAGGCAUCGAUGUUACAGUAAAGAUCAGACUUGGCAAGGAACAACUGUUGGAAGAACUGAAGCUAACCAACUGUUCUGACAUCAAGGGGACGCAAACUUCUGAUGUGUGUCGGCAGUGUGUCUCAGCUAGAUGCAGUUGGGGCAAAAGCGGCUGUUCGUGGGUUACUGCAGGACAUACGAGCGACAGUGAUUGCCACAUGCUGCCUUCAGGGUUGAAUUUAGCCAUACCAGAGAUCUCCUCCAUCACUCCCAGCACCGUGUCUUUCUACGGCAGGAACCACGCGGUCAUGACAGGUCGUAACCUCAGUGAUGUCAUCAGAGUGAGGAUCCAAGCCGACAUGGACUGCACAUCCAAAGAGUUUCCUGUGUGGAACAACACUGGUGGUAGUCUGAUGUUCCAUAUUCCAAGUGCUGGGACUAAGGGCGUGGUUAAACUAUGUGCUGUCCUCCCAGAUGGUAGUUGCCACGGCAAUGCUAAAAUCACCUACCGUUCAUUACCGUCCUGCAACAGAAUUACACCGCAGAGCACCUGGGUGAGUGGGAAGAGAAAGAUAACAAUUAGAGGAUACCAACUGGGGUUUGUGGAAGGGGUUGUACAUGACCACCACGGCCUACAGGAAGUCAGCCUUCCAACAAAACAAAACUCGGAGAAUCUAACCUAUGAAACACCUCCAGCCAAAAAUGCUCCCACUUUCAGCAUGAUAUUGGUGAAGGCUGGCAAUGAAACUGUCAACUGUUCCACAAUUAUGGCCUACUAUCCAGAUCCCAAGUUCACUACUUUCACAUCCAUGAAGAUCAGAGACAACAUACAGAUCACCAUAAAGAAAGAAGAUGAUAAAUUGGAAAUGAAGCCGGAAGAGGUGUUGGUGUGGGGAGUUCACAAAGGGAACCAGUACCCCUGCGAGAUAAAACCCGAAGAUACGAGUAACGCCACUGACUUUUUCAUCUGUGAUAUUCAAAGCACACCCAAAAUGGAAAUUCAGUAUAUACUGAUAAAAUAUGGAGACAAAACUGUAAGAGUUGACCAGCAGUCUUCAGCACAACUGUUCCUUGUAACGAUAGGUGCACUUUUGCUGAUACCGUGCAUUUUCAUUGUGGUGUUCAUCAUCUACCGAAGGAAACAGAAGAAGUUUACAGCCAAGAUGAACAAGCGCAUGGAAGACCUGGAGCUUGACAUCAGGAAUGACAUCAGACAAGGUUUUGUGGAUCUGCAGACAGAGAAGGCUGACCUGAUGGAAAAUGUUGGGGCAGUACCAUUCCUGGACUACAAACACUUCGCCUCCAGAAUCUUUUUUCCUGAGAAUGAGCAGUUGAUGAAGUUGUGUCUCAAAGACAUUGGUCAGGACUUGGGGAAUGUCCAACCUCACAAGUGUUGCCAAGCCUUGUCCAGGCUGAUCAAAGACCGACUCUUCCUCACCUCCAUGGUCCACGCUCUGGAGGAACAGAAGAGCUUCGGCAUCAACGAGAAGUGUACGCUGGCGUCACUUCUCACCGUGGCGCUCCACAGCAACCUGUCGUACUUGACUGAGGUGAUGGAGGUUCUGCUGAAGGCUCUGAUGCAGCAGAACAGCAACACUCAGCCCAAGCUGCUCCUGAGGCGCACGGCGUCCACAGUGGAGAAGCUGCUCACCAACUGGAUGUCCAUCUGCCUCUACGGAUUCCUUCGGGAGAGCGUCGGGCAGCACCUAUUCCUGAUGGUAAGCGCUCUCAUGCAGCAGAUCGCCAAAGGCCCGGUGGACAGCGUGACGGAGAAAGCGCUCUACACACUCAGCGAGGACUGGCUGCUUUGGCAGGCUCAGGACUUCAGCACUCUGAAGUUGAAGGUGCUGUUUGCAGUGGGAACCGAGGGCGAGGUCAGUGAACCUUUGGAGGUCAAAGCCCUCAGCUGUGACACAGUCGGGCAGCUCAAAGAGAAAAUCCUCACCACCUUCAAAGCCAAGUUUGGAUUCCCCUACAACCCCUCGCUCAGGGAUAUCUGUGUCGAAUACGAGAAGGAUGGAUUGUUUAUUCCUCUCCAGGAGGUGGAUGAGACCUCUGAGGUUCUUGGGGAGGUUACGAUGCUCAACACCCUGAAGCACUACCAGGUGCCUGAUGGAGCAUCAAUCAAAGUGCUUUCUAGGAAAACUCAUCCUACUCUGAGUCAACAAGGAAGCAUCAAAGAUGAUCAAGACUUUUCUGGAAAGUAUUUCCACUUGAUUGACCCUGAUGUAGAGAAGGACCAAAGAAAAAACCCAGAGAGGAAGAAACUUAAAUUGAAAGAGGUUUAUCUCACUAAGCUGGUCUCUACCAAGGUGGCGGUGCAUUCAUUUGUGGAGAAUCUCUUCAUGUCUAUCUUGGGGACAACACAAGGCAGAGCACCACAUGCCGUGAAAUACUUCUUUGACUUCCUGGAUGCUCAAGCAGACAACAUGAAGCUCACUGACCCAGAUGUCCUCCACAUCUGGAAGACCAACAGUUUGCCUCUGCGUUUCUGGGUCAACAUCCUGAAAAACCCUCAGUUUGUUUUCGACAUGGAGAAGACGCCACACGUGGACGGCUGUCUGUCUGUCAUUGCUCAGGCCUUCAUGGAUUCCUUCUCCCUCAGUGACACCCAGCUAGGAAAGUAUUCACCGACCAAUAAGCUUCUCUAUGCAAACGACAUUCCCAAGUACAAACAGGAAGUGAAGGCGUAUUACAAACAAGUUCAAGAUGAACCACCAAUCACAGCCUUUGAAUUCAAGGAGUUUCUGCUGGAGGAGACAAAGAAACAUGAAAAUGAAUUUAACGAAGAUGCAGCCCUUCGAGAGCUCUACAAAUACAUACAGCAAUACUUCAUACAGAUCAAACAGAAGUUGGAUCAAACCGGCGCUCCUGCUGAGCUGAAGGAGCAACUAAAUCUUGUUAAAAACCUGUUUGAUGGAACAAAGAGUUGCUCCUGGAACUGAGCUUCGUAUCUUUUCCUUUAAAGGAACUCUGCUGAUCUACAAGUAAGACAAAGACAGAAAAAAAAGCUUUAAUGUCGCACUCAAGAGGACCAACAGGAUCAGAACAAUAAGACUGAUGUGACACACUGCCUACCUUAGAAGGGUGAAAGGUUUUGCAGAAACUCGCACCUGGAAACUAAGAUCAGAGUUACAGACUUGGUACUUGAGCGGGGGGGACCUUUUAAGGGUUCUUUCCACUAACCUGUCAGGUUUUGAAAUUUCCCAGCCCUGUUCUAUUUUUCACUGUGCUUUGAAAGGAGGAUACAAAAUGUUCAGCGGCUUCUCACUGCAAACAGCGCUCCACAUGCAGGCUGAUGCAGUGAAACCAACCAAACAGUGAGAACAUUUACAAAUCAACGCACAAUUUUAAACAUAAAUUUGCAUUUGCAACUGGAAAGGGCAGACUUCUGUGCUGCAGUUGACACAUCAAAGACAUCCAGUUUAGCCUUUAAUCAGCCACGUGCUCCACUUCGACCCCACAAGUUCAAGAAAUGACUGAUUUGAGAACAACUCCUGGCCAAGCACCUUCCACUGGAAGCAGUGCCCCCUGGUGGUGGAAACACCUGAAUAACGAGUAUGUUUUUUUUUAAUAAGCUCUUUAAUUUGGAAUUUUUGUGCAUUGUUGUAAGUGUACUUUUAUUGAUGGAGUUUAUUUUGUUUAGUGCACUGAUACCUGGAAAAGUGCUGAAUAAAAUUAUUAUGAAACUUGUGAUUGUUCAGUAUAUAAGUCACAGGACCUCUCAAACUAGU